Messenger RNA from Arabidopsis thaliana (thale cress), 1153 nucleotides. RefSeq lists its product as uncharacterized. NCBI's taxonomy places the organism in Eukaryota, Viridiplantae, Streptophyta, Magnoliopsida, Brassicales, Brassicaceae. The transcript has 4 exons. Gene Ontology annotation, biological process: ribosomal small subunit biogenesis. Bases 1 to 708 code for a protein of 235 amino acids. The record is from RefSeq and is marked reviewed.
AUGGCGAGAUACCAAAAUCUCUUUGUAGCUGCUUUGUUCCGAGCUUCUCGCCGUUUUACCAAACCGGCGACUUGUAUCUCCGUUAGAACUUUUUCUUCUUCCUUACUACUUCCAAAGACGACGACACGUCUUACUCUUCCUCGCUAUUUUCCUUUCUCUUCUUCGAUCUCUACGUUUUCUUCUUCGUCUUCUUCUCCUUCUCCUUCAGCUCGACCGCCAAAAACCGCCGGUAGUAAUGGCGACGAAGAAGACACUUUUGAAUAUAAAGCAACUGAUGAUGUUGAGGUCAUAGAAGAUUGGGAAGAAGACGAAGAUGAGGAUGUUGAAUCACAGCUUGGUGAUGGAGGAGAUGGUGGUGGAAUUGUUCUUAAAGGUGUAGCAUGGGGUGAAAGAGUUCUCUCUAUAGCUGCACAAGUUUUGAAGCAGUCUGAGAAAGACUUGGAAUUGUUUGCUUUCAAAACUUCACCGCGUGGAUAUAUAUACGUCAGACUAGACAAACUCUCCACUGAAUAUGGAUGUCCUACCAUGGAUGAGCUUGAGGAAUUUAGUCGAGAAUUUAAGAAAAGACUAGAUGAUGCUGGGGCUGAAAAAGUAAUCCCAGAGGAUCUAGCCCUUGAGGUCAAAAAGAGUCUUUCCCCAGUGAAUCAACUCUCACUUGGUUCAGUUUUGUUACAAAAUUUUGUUUCCGUUUUUUUUUUUUCUGUGUAGGUGUCAUCUCCAGGAGCGGAGAGGCUACUGAGAGUCCCAGAGGACUUGCCCCGAUUCAAGGAUAUGCCAAUGACAGUAAGCUAUGUAGAAGAAACAAACUCGAGGAAAGCAGUAAAGAGUGGAGUGUUCCUCUUGGAGUCUAUAGAUGCAGAAUCAGAUAACUGUGUCUGGAAAUUAGCAGAUGUAAGGGAGAACAGAGAUCCCGAAAGCAAAGGCAGACCGUUAAGCCGGAAACAAAAGGACUUGAGAAUCACACUGCCUUUCGCAGAUCACAAGAAGAUAAAUCUCUACUUGGAUUAGUUAAGUAGACGUAGAAGUAGAGUUGCUAUUAAAGUAAGUUCAUCGUCACUGCAGUUUCACAUUGCUGUUUCCGGAUAAUUUCAAGUGAUUUUGUAUUAGUUGAGAUGGUGAGUGAGAUAUCAAAACAUAUGACAAAAAUUCACAC